AAUACAAUAAAUGCUGAAUUUUUGUCUCCUCCAUUGAUCUCAUGCUGAAAUAAUUUUGCCGGUAUUAAUUUCAUGCCGACGAAAUUAUUCCGGCAUCAAUCUCAUGCCGGAGUAAUUUCUUCGCUAAUGGGCCAAAAACAGUAAUGUCGGAGUAAUAUUUUCACCAGGGAAAUAAGAAUAAUAAAUAACAAUAACAAAGUUCAAAUUUAUUUUAUUUACUAUAAUUAAACAUAACUCUAUCAAUCCGUCUUUUUUAUUAUUCAUUCUAAUAAUUCAAAUAAAUUAAUUGACAAGCUUGUUUCUGUUUCACCCAUAAGAAAAAUGUGUAGCGCACUAUACAUGGACUAUAUGCUGUAUGCAUGUGUAUGUAUGUUGUUAAAAUUUAAAUAAUAUAAAUAGUGACUCUUUCCUGUCAUAAAUCACGCGGCUCCUUUAAAUAUUAAUAAUAUAUUGUUAAAUAAAAAGAAAAUAAUUAGGCCUUUUAUUAUCCAUUCAGAAAGUCUUAAAUUUUGUUUAUCAAAACGUGUUAUUAUUUUUUAUUAAAUCAAGUAAUGCUAAUCUUUAUAAACAUAAGAAAAUAAUGGCCCAACAAUUGACACACAAACGACGAUUGUCGUACAACACUACCAGUUAUAAAAAGCGUGUUGCUCGUACAACAAAUAAUAAAGUUAAUAAAUUAACAUGCUAUUGUAGUGGUGGUGCUUGUCCAAAUGACAAAGAUAAUAGUACAUGUGUAACAGAUGGUUAUUGUUUUCGUACAAUUGAAGAAAUUUGGGAUAUUGGAGAAAAAGAUUAUGUACUUGAAUCAACAUACGGUUGUUUUUCCGAAGAACAAAGCUUACUAUCAUGCAAUGCAUACAGAAUACCUUCAAUACGUAAAAAUGGUAGCUGUUGUGACAAUGCCAACAAUUGUAAUAAAGAUAUACAAUUUCCUGAAUUUCCAUCAAUAACAGAUCCAUCAUUAGAUACUGUUACUGUAUCACAAGUAUUAAUAGCACUGCCAUACAUAUUUAUAAUAUUACUAUUUUUAUUAUUAAUAUUUUUAUACAAAUGGUAUAAUAAAUAUUUACACAAACAUUGUGACCACUCACUUGUGCUGAAAAAUGAUACAUUAAAAGAUUUGAUUGAUCAAAGUUCUGGAUCUGGUUCUGGCUUGCCAUUACUUGUACAACGUACAAUUGCCAAACAAUUGCAAAUAUCUGAUUGUGUUGGUAAAGGUAGAUAUGGUGAAGUAUGGUUGGCACAUUGGAGAGGUGAAAAGGUUGCUGUUAAAACAUUUUUUACACUUGAAGAACAAUCAUGGUUCAGAGAAACAGAAAUAUACCAAACUGUACUUAUGAGACACGACAAUAUAUUGGGAUUUAUUGCUGCUGAUAUUAAAGGUACUGGAUCAUGGACACAAAUGAUAUUGAUGACUGACUAUCAUGAACAUGGCUCAUUACAUGAUUACCUAUCAAUAAAUGUACUUGAUCAUUCAUCAUUAUUUUUAAUAUGUUGGUCACUUGCAUCUGGUGUUGCACAUUUACACACUGAAAUAUUUGGCACAAAGGGUAAACAGGCAAUUGCACACAGAGAUAUUAAAAGUAGAAAUAUAUUGGUCAAAAGAAAUGGUGAAUGUGCUAUUGCUGAUUUUGGUCUUGCUGUUAGAUACGAUAGUUCAACUGGUGAAAUUGAUAUUGCACCAAAUACGAGAGUUGGAACAAGACGUUAUAUGGCACCAGAAGUACUUGAUGAAACAUUAAAUAUAUCAUCAUUUGAAGCAUUUAAAAUGGCAGACAUGUAUUCAGUUGGUUUGGUACUUUGGGAAGUUUGUAGAAGAUGUGUUACUGGUGGUAAGGUUGAAGACUAUGCACUACCAUAUUACGAUGUUGUACCAAGUGAUCCAGAUUUUGAAGAUAUGAGACUUGCUGUUUGUGUCAAAAAAUUCAGGCCAGUUAUUCCAACAAGAUGGCAAAACGAUUCGGUACUACUUGCCAUGAGUAAAAUAAUGAUUGAAUGCUGGCAUGGUAAUCCAGGAGUCAGAUUAACAGCUUUACGUGUUAAAAAGACAAUGUCCAAAAUCAGCACUGAUAAUUGCAUUAAAAUUGUGUAAAUUAUUAUCAAAUUUAUCAAUAUUUUUCACAGAUCCCUUGUAAAUAAAGUCCAGUGUAUAUUAAGUCGCCUAGACAUCAGCCAGAAAAAAAGACUGAGUUACCAAGUUUUUAAAUGGAUAAAAAUGAGAAGAGAAAAAAAAAUCUAGCUUUUAAAACAGAAAAAAAACAACA
Molecule: messenger RNA, 2264 nt
Organism: Aphidius gifuensis
Lineage: Eukaryota; Metazoa; Arthropoda; Insecta; Hymenoptera; Braconidae
Product: bone morphogenetic protein receptor type-1B-like
Exons: 4
Coding region: 581-2092 (503 amino acids)
Biological process (GO): cellular response to growth factor stimulus; protein phosphorylation; dorsal/ventral pattern formation
Cellular component (GO): signaling receptor complex; plasma membrane
Molecular function (GO): transforming growth factor beta receptor activity, type I; SMAD binding; ATP binding
Source: RefSeq, a predicted model, not a curated record